Messenger RNA from Chlamydomonas reinhardtii, 1939 nucleotides. RefSeq lists its product as uncharacterized. Bases 103 to 744 code for a protein of 213 amino acids. Gene Ontology annotation, cellular component: membrane. The transcript is spliced from 5 exons. The record is from RefSeq and is a predicted model, not a curated record. Gene Ontology annotation, biological process: response to light stimulus; photosynthesis, light harvesting in photosystem I. Lineage: Eukaryota; Viridiplantae; Chlorophyta; Chlorophyceae; Chlamydomonadales; Chlamydomonadaceae.
CGAGAUGGCCGGAUCUUCUCAAUCGCGUUGGCUUUGUGCCCUUCCGCGGAACGGACCGCUUUGUGUUACGCUCACGUCACACCAGUCCUAGCUCAUUGAAAGAUGAUCGCUGCUAAGAGCCAGGUUGCGCUGGGCCGCCGUGCCCCCGUCCGCGGUCAGCGCGUUGUCGCUGCCGCGUCCGCUCGCCCCACCUGGCUGCCCGGCCUGAACCCCCCUGCCCACCUGAAGGGCGCUCUGGCCGGUGACAACGGCUUCGACCCUCUGGGCCUGGGCCAGGACGAGGGCCGCCUCAAGUGGUAUGCUGAGGCCGAGAAGACCAACGGCCGCUGGGCCAUGAUGGCCGUGGCCGGUAUCCUGGGCCAGGAGCUGCUGGGCGUGACCCCCGCUUGGUGGGAGGCUGGCGCUAAGGAGUACGACAUCCCUGCCCAGGCUCUGACCCCCAUUGAGUUCAUCGUGAUGGGCUUCCUGGAGAUUAAGCGCUACCAGGGCUUCAAGCAGACCGGCACUUCCGGCUUCAUCAACUCCUUCCCCUUCGACCCCGCUGGCAUGAACUCCCCGUCCAUGGCCACCAAGGAGGUCAAGAACGGCCGCCUGGCCAUGGUUGCCUUCAUUGGCUUCUGCGUCCAGGCCCUGGCCACCCGCACCCAGCCCAUUGAGGGUCUGACUGCCCACCUGGCUGACCCCUUCGGCAAGAACAUCACCUACUACCUGACCCACCUGCCCGAGACCCUGGGCUCCGCCUAAGCGCCUUCCCUCAACCCGUAUGGGGCUGACGGACUGAGCGGGCCGCCCGGCUGCCGGCGAGCUGCGCAUGCGGGCUUCGUGUCUGUUGUGGGCUGGAGCUCUGCCGCCGGCGGUCGAGUUUCCUUGAUGCCGGUGGAGUGCGUAGCGGUGGCAGCAGUGGGCAGCUGGUCAGCAGCGGAAACAGUCGUGGAGCUCAUGGAGCGACAGCAGCGGCUCAGGCAGGCGCACGGUGUCGGGGCACUAGUGCAGUGUAGCGGUCCGGGUGCCUGCUGUUCCCUUGGCUGCCGCGUGGCGUGAGCCCGGCGGCGGUACACUGGGGCGGCCGCAGCUGCUUGCGUCGGAGCCGGCGGCAGCAUGUCGGGCUAUGGGGUGCUGCGCGGCCGACAUGAAUUUUGUAUUUUCAGCAGCAUGGUCCGCUGCACAUGGCGACGCUGGCGCGGCAUGAAGCGCUGGGGCGCGAAUGGGCGCGCCGCGCUGGCUGCGCCAGAGUACGUGUGCGGCGUGCAGGGUUUGGACAGGCGGUGUCAGAACUAGGGUGGACAGGCGCCUGGCAACGGUCCGAAAUGCUCGGCAUGCGGUUUUUCGUUGGGCAGCCUGACAGCAUGUCGGGGCUUUCGUAGUGUGCCGUGCGGGUGCGCAGCGUGUGUGUUGGCCUUCACAGGCCCUCGAGAAGAAACAAUCCCUCAUGGUCGUCACUCGGCGACUAUCCUUGUAAAUCGCAAACUUGUUGCUUGGCUUACAUGGAGUUGAGGGACGGGGAUUGGAUGCGUUGGUCACAAUCUAGGGGUCUGUGCACAUGAAGGAUGGACGCCACCCGCUCUACCGCCACGUAUGAUGGACGGGCACAAGGGCCAUUGCGGCUGCAGCAGCGCGCGUGCACCCGACGAAGGGAAACGGGUAAGCGUCCAGACAGCCUGGCAGCCAUAAGCACGUGUGCUUUCGUGCAGGCAGCCAUCAUGGUACGCCCUGGUCUGGGGUGCUAUGCGCACACGAUGUCUUCCCCCCUGCCUCUCGCCCAGACCGUAGCAUGCACGGACGGUCAGGUCUAGUGGCUAGAGCAUCAAGUGCAAGAGACGGCUGCAUCCUCCAUCCAGCCCGCCUCAUAUCCCAGCCUCAAGUGGCUAAGGUUGCAGUUGCAGUAUGCAGACUUACAGCGGGUGGAUCAUGCGCAGGGCUUAUUACCGCACCUAACUUA